This is a messenger RNA of Rotaria socialis, 441 nucleotides long. The record is from the annotation of a GenBank genome assembly. Lineage: Eukaryota; Metazoa; Rotifera; Eurotatoria; Philodinida; Philodinidae.
AUGUUCCGAUCAUCGUUUAUUAUUCUUCUAACUUUGAUUAUAAUAUUUACAAAUGGAAACAAUAUAACUAUAAUAACAAAUGAAAGUAAUAUGACUAGUCCAAUACAAAAUACAACCACCACCGCCACCACAAUCACAACCACAACCACAACCACAACAACAACAACAGCAACACGAAAACCAUCUAGUAUUAAACUAUGUGGUCCUGCUUUAGUUCGAAUGCUUGAAAUGGUAUGUGAUAAAGUUAAACAAUUCAUAUUAAAAGCACAAGUAUCAGAAUCGUUACCUUCGUCUUCACAUGAAAAACGACAUAUGAUUGUUGAUGACGAUCCAUAUACACACACACUUUUAGUUAAAGAUUAUGCGCAAUUUAAUAAUACAAUUAUCGGCAAUUGUUGUCUUCAAGCGUGCACGCUAAAGACAUUAAUAGAAUACUGUUAG